Molecule: messenger RNA, 6750 nt
Organism: Castor canadensis (American beaver)
Lineage: Eukaryota; Metazoa; Chordata; Mammalia; Rodentia; Castoridae
Source: RefSeq, a predicted model, not a curated record
UUAAUUAUGUAAAGCAUGAUUUCAAACUGAAAUCUACAAAACAGUUUACAUUUUAAAAAGUCUAGCUUCCAUCCCUUGGUUAGUCUACCCAAUUUCCUAUAGGUAACUACUGCCAUUAACCACUGCUGCUUUUAUUUGUAUAAAUGUGUAUAGAUACGUAUGUAUUAAAUAUGUAUUGUAUAUAUGUACACAAAUUUGUAUGUUUUAGGGAAAGAGUUCUAUAAAUGGAAUUGCUUGUUAAAGGUAAAUGCUAAGUAAUAACAGAUUCCUUUUUAGAGUUGUUUAUAUUGUUGCUUGUAAUAUAUGACAGUGCCUGUUUAUUUCUCCUUUGCUUUGUUAGUGUAUGUUUUAAACUUGUAUUUUUACCAAUUAGGUUGGAGAAAAAUCAAUAUAGUUUUAAUUUAUGUUUCUCAUAUAUGUGAGAUUAGGCCUCUCCUGUGCUUAAGUGUGAUUUUUUUGUGAACUCUGCCCAUCCUCUCCACCCCUGCCCUUUUGUUGGUCUUUUUCUUCUAAGUCUCUAUAUUUUAUUUUAGAGAAACAAGUUGAGUAUUCUUUAUCCAAAAUGCUUGGGAUCAGCAGUGCUUAAGAUUUCAUAUUUUUUUUGAUUUGAGGAUAUUUGCAUAUACAUAGUGAGAUAUCUUGGGGGGGAUGGGACCCAUAUCUAAAUAUGAAAUUUGUGUAUGUUUCAUAUAAAGUGCAUAUGAAGCCUGAAGGUAAUUUUACACACUUUUUGUGGUUUGCGUUUUCACUGAAGUCUGUCAGAUGAAUUUUCCUCAGGUUAGCAUCAUAUUGGUGCUCAAAGUUUCAGAUUUUGGAGUUUUGGAUUAAGGAUUCUCAUCCUGUAAUAGCCUUUUAUUAUGUCAAGUACUGGUAAUUUCAUUUGUCUGUUUUUAAAUAAACUUAUUUUUUCGAACACUUCCAGGAUCGUAGCAAAACUGAAUGAAAAGUGUAGAGAUUUUACAUGUACCCUGUCUUUGAUAAAUUUGUUAAAAUCAGUGACAUAACACUCAUGGUAGAAGUUUGAUUAUUUAUCCAUUUGCCUACCGAAGGACAUGUUGGUUGCUUCCAAGUCUUAGCAGUUGUGAACAGGCUACUGUAAACAUCUGUGUGUAGGUUUUUGUAUUCACAUGAAUUUUCAACUCCUUUGGUUAAGAACUGCCAAACUUUUCCAUAUUAAAUGAAUCAUUUUGCAUCCCCACCAGCAAUGAUUAAGUUCCUGUUGCUCUACAACUUGUGCCAGCAUUUGGUGUUGUCAGUGUAUUGAAUUUUUGCUACUCAGAUAGGUGUGUAAUGGUAUUUCUUGUUUAAUUUGUAAUUUCCUUAAUGAUAUAGGUGUUGAACAUCUUUUCAUAUGCUUAUUUGCCAUCUGGCUGUCUUCUCUGAUAAGAGAAAGAAUCUUCGAGAGGGAGACACAGGGACAAGGAAGACAUAAAAAUCACUAAGGAAAGAACUCCAGAAAGUGAAGAAGAAAAUGUAGAAUGGGAAACUAAUAGAGAUGAUUCUGACAAUGGUGAUAUUAAUUAUGACUAUGUUCAUGAGUUAUCAUUGGAAAUGAAGCGUCAGAAGAUACAGAGGGAAUUAAUGAAGCUGGAGCAAGAAAACAUGGAGAAGAGAGAAGAAAUCAUCAUUAAAAAGGAGGUUUCACCAGAAGUGGUUAGAUCAAAAUUGUCUCCAUCACCUUCUCUAAGAAAGUCUAGCAAAUCUCCAAAGCGAAAAUCAAGCCCCAAGUCAUCUUCAGCUAGCAAGAAAGAUAGGAAGACAUCUGCAGUAUCGUCUCCUUUGUUGGACCAGCAGAGGAAUUCAAAAGGCAACCAAAGUAAAAAGAAAGGGCCACGUACUCCCAGUCCACCCCCUCCUAUACUAGAAGAUAUUGCUCUGGGGAAAAAAUACAAAGAAAAGUAUAAAGUGAAAGAUAGGAUAGAAGAAAAACCAAGAGAUGGAAAGGAAAGAGGACGGGACUUUGAAAGGCAAAGAGAAAAAAGAGACAAGCCAAGAUCUACUUCCCCAGCAGGACAGCAUCAUUCCCCUAUAUCUUCUAGACAUCACUCAUCGUCCUCACAGUCAGGAUCGUCUAUUCAAAGACAUUCUCCUUCUCCUCGUCGGAAAAGAACUCCUUCACCAUCUUACCAGCGGACGUUAACUCCAUCUUUACGACGUUCUGCUUCUCCUUAUCCUUCACAUUGUUUGUCUUCUCCUCAGAGAAAGCAAAGCCCUCCAAGACACCGCUCUCCAAUGCGAGAGAAAGGGAGGCACGAUCAUGAACGGACUUCACAGCCACAUGAUCGGCGUCAGGAAAGGCGGGAAGAGACUAGAGGAAAAAGGGAUAGAGAAAAAGACACAAGAGAAGAACGAGAAUAUGAACAGGAUCAGAGUUCUUCUAGAGACCACAGAGAAGACAGAGAACCUCGAGAUGGUCGAGACCGGAGAGACACUAGAGACCGCAGGGAACUAAGAGAUUCCAGAGACAUCCGGGAGUCUAGGGAGAUGAGGGAUUAUAGCAGAGACACAAAAGAGAGCCGCGAUCCCAGAGAUUCUCGGUCAACUCGUGACUCCCAUGACUACAGGGAUCGUGAAAGUCGCGACACUCAUCGAAAGGAAGAUGCAUACCAGGAAGAAUCCCGGAGUUACAGCAGAAAUCACUUGAGAGAAGAAAGUUCUCGUUCUGAAAUAAGGAAUGACUCCAGAAAUGAGUCUCGAAGUGAAAUUAGGAACGACCGGAUGGGCAGAAGUAGGGGCAGAGGUCCAGAGAUACCUGAAAAGGGAAGUCGAGGCACAAGAGGUUCUCAGAUUGAUAGUCACAGUAGUAGUAGCAACUAUCAUGACAGCUGGGAAACUCGAAGUAGCUAUCCUGAAAGAGACAGAUAUCCUGAAAGAGACAACAGAGAUCAAGCAAGGGAUUCUUCCUUUGAGAGAAGACAUGGAGAGAGAGACCGGCGUGACAACAGAGAAAGAGAUCAAAGACCAAGCUCACCAAUUCGACAUCAGGGAAGGAAUGACGAGCUUGAGCGUGAUGAAAGAAGAGAGGAACGAAGAGUAGACAGAGUGGAUGAGAGAAGAGAUGAAAGGGCUAGAGACAGAGAUAGAGAACGAGAACGAGACAGAGAGCGGGAGAGAGAGAGGGAACGUGAACGGGAUCGAGAAAGAGAAAAAGAAAGAGAGCUAGAAAGAGAGCGAGCUAGAGAACGGGAGAGAGAAAGAGAAAAAGAAAGAGAUCGUGAAAGAGAGAGAGAUCGUGACCAUGAUCGAGAGAGGGAAAGAGAAAGGGAGCGAGACAGGGAAAAAGAGAGGGAGCGAGAGAGAGAAGAAAGGGAGAGGGAAAGAGAGCGAGAACGGGAGAGAGAGAGAGAACGAGAACGGGAACGAGAAAGAGCUCGAGAAAGGGAUAAAGAACGAGAACGUCAAAGGGAGUGGGAAGACAAAGACAAGGGACGAGAUGACCGCAGAGAAAAGCGAGAGGAUAUCCGAGAAGAUAGGAAUCCCAGAGAUGGACAUGAUGAGAGAAAAUCAAAGAAGCGCUAUAGAAAUGAAGGCAGUCCCAGCCCUAGGCAGUCACCAAAGCGCCGACGUGAACAUUCCCCUGAUAGUGACACCUACAAUAGUGGAGAUGAUAAAAAUGAAAAACACAGAAUCUUGAGCCAGGUUGUACGACCUCAAGAAUCUCGUUCUCUCAGCCCAUCACACCUCACAGAAGAUCGACAGGGUAGAUGGAAAGAGGAGGACCGUAAACCAGAAAGAAAAGAGAGUUCAAGGCGCUAUGAAGAGCAAGAACUCAAAGAGAAAGUUUCUUCUGUAGAGAGACAGAGAGAACAGCUAGACAUCAUGGAAAGCUCAAGAGCACGUGCACAAGACCUGCUAAGCCACCACCAGUCUGAAGAUCGCGAGGCAUCUGAUCGUGCCCAUGAUGAAAGUAAGAAAAAGGCAAAACUUCAAAAGAAACCUAUUAAGAAAAAGAAAGAGGAUGAUGUUGGAAUAGAGAGGUGUAACAUUGAGACAAUAUCUGAAGAUGGUCAAGUAUUCUCACCUAAAAAAGGACAGAAGAAGAAAAAUGUUGAAAAGAAACGUAAAAGAUCCAAAGGUGAUUCUGAUAUUUCUGAUGAAGAAGCAAUCCAGCAAAGUAAGAAGAAAAGAGGCCCACGGACUCCGCCUAUGACAGCUAAAGAGGAAUUGGUUGAAAUUUCCAGUGAUAAGGAUGGCAUACUGGAGGAUCCUCUGAAGAAGGAGGAUACAGCCUUCAGUGACUGGUCUGAUGAGGACGUGCCUGACCGUACAGAGGUGACGGAAGCAGAACAUGCUGUCACUUCUGCCACUGCUGGUAGCACCUCUUCCCCUCUGUCUUCUCUUCUCCCUCCUCCGCCUCCUGUGGCCACUGCCAAUGCUGCAAGUGCUGCUCUCACCUGCACUGCUAUUAGUGCAACUACCACUUCUACUGCCCCCAUCUCUACCUCUUCUACCUCCUCCAGUGCCACUGCUGCUUUUGCUGGUGAAGAUUCACAUAGAAAAUGUCACAGGACACGAGUAGAAAAAGUAGAGGCAGCACCUCAUGUGACUGUAGAGGAUACAUCACAUCGCAAGCCAGUGGACCAGAAGAGGAGCAGCAGCCUUGGGAGCAAUCGGAGUAAUCGUAGCCACACCUCUGGUCGCCUGCGCUCCCCAUCCAAUGAUUCUGCUCAUCGAAGUGGGGAUGACCAAGGUGGUCGAAAGAGAGUGCUGCAUAGUGGUUCAAGAGAUAGAGAAAAAACAAAAAGCCUGGAAGUAACAGGAGAGAGAAAAUCUAGGAUUGAUCAGUUAAAGCGUGGAGAACCUAGUCGAAGUACUUCAUCAGAUCGCCAGGAUUCUAGAAGUCAUAGCUCAAGAAGAAGUUCUCCUGAGUCAGAUCGGCAAGUCCAUUCAAGAUCUGGGUCAUUUGAUAGCAGAGAUAGGCUUCAAGAACGAGAUCGAUAUGAGCAUGAUAGAGAACGGGAGAGAGAGAGGAGAGAUACAAGACAGAGAGAAUGGGACCGAGAAGCUGAUAAAGAUUGGCCGCGGAACAGAGAUCGAGAUAGAGUACGGGAACGAGAGAGAGAACGAGACAAAAGAAGAGACUUGGACAGGGAAAGAGAGAGACUAAUUCCUGACUCUGUGGAAAGGGAGAGAGACAGAGACAGAACUUUUGAGAGUUCUCAAAUAGAGUCUGUGAAACGCAAUGAAGUAAAACUGGAGAGUGAACAUGAAAGAGACCUAGAUGGUAGUUCCCGAGACUCUGUAGCUUUGGAUAAAGAAAGAAUGGAUAAAGAUGUGGGGUCUGUGCAGGGAUUUGAAGAUAUGAGUAAAGUUGAGAGAACAGAGAGUGUGGAAGCAGGAGAUGAUGAAUCCAAGCUAGAUGACGCACAUUCAUUAGGUUCUGGUGCGGGAGAAGGGUAUGAGCCAAUUAGUGAUGAUGAACUAGAUGAAAUUCUAGCAGGUGAUGCAGAAAAAAGAGAAGAACAGCAGGAUGAGGAGAAGAUGCCAGAUCCAUUAGAUGUGAUAGAUGUGGAUUGGUCUGGUCUUAUGCCAAAGCACCCAAAAGAACCACGAGAGCCUGGGGCUGCACUCUUAAAAUUUACACCUGGAGCUGUUAUGCUGAGAGUUGGGAUUUCUAAAAAGUUGGCAGGUUCAGAGCUCUUUACUAAAGUCAAAGAAACAUGUCAGAGACUUUUAGAAAAACCUAAAGAUGCAGACAGUGUUUUUGAACAUGAAUUGGGAGCUCUCAACAUGGCUGCAUUACUACGAAGAGAAGAAAGAGCAAGUCUUCUUAGUAAUCUUGGACCAUGUUGUAAAGCACUGUGUUUCAGACGGGAUUCUGCAAUCCGAAAGCAGCUUGUUAAAAAUGAAAAGGGUACUGUAAAACAAGCUUACACAAACGCUCCACUGGUAGACAAUGAGCUACUCCGAUUGAGUCUCCGAUUAUUUAAGCGAAAGACUACUUGUCAUGUUCCUGGACAUGAAAAGACUGAGGAUAAUAAACUACCACAGCCCAGUAUCCAACGGGAACUGUGUGUGUCCUAAGACUGGAAGUUCACUAUGACAUUUUUGGUACUAUAUUCCUUCAGCAGUUCAUUAUUUUUCAAAGUUCUUUGAUUUGACAAACAAUAUUCGUGACAAAGGCAGAAAAAAUUCAUCAGCCAUGUUAAGAGUAAAGAAGAACAUUGGUCUUUGGAGACACUAGUUUUGGCUGAUCUUCUAAAAUGAAGAUUUUAUAUUAAUUUUUAUACAGUUCUUUAUCUCAUACAAAAAUAAUGUGAAAGCAUCUAAAUUUAGUAGUUUAGUCCAUACUGUUUGUGAAAAGAGAAAAUUCUGGAAAAUGGUCGUCACUGCUUUUCCAUCCUGUGAAUAUUUUAUAUACAAUGGAAUCACUGAUUUAUAUUCUGGAUCAUCUAUACAGAAACUGAUUAUUCAAAAACAGGGUGUUCAUCAAUGUAAUUGUACCCAUUGUGCAACACCAUAUUGUACAGAACAUUUGAAAGGGAAUGCUGGUGUAGAACAGUGUAUUUGUAGGCAAAUCUUCAGCAGGUGGAAGCCAGAUAUUUUUUUCUUUUAGAAAGUUCUAAAAAAGUUGCUUCAUUGGUCUUUGAUUUUUUUUUUUAAUGUGUGUACAUUCUUACUGUGUAUAUUGAAUAUCUUUGGAUUCUGGUUUUUUUGUUCGUUAUUAGAGGCUGUGUACUAUUUUUAUUUUUAAUAAAUUUACUUUCCCUUUUCUUGUUCUACAUGUACUUUGCUGUUCAUUAAUCAUCU